Molecule: messenger RNA, 2158 nt
Organism: Physcomitrium patens
Lineage: Eukaryota; Viridiplantae; Streptophyta; Bryopsida; Funariales; Funariaceae
Product: alternative NAD(P)H-ubiquinone oxidoreductase C1, chloroplastic/mitochondrial
Biological process (GO): phylloquinone biosynthetic process; aerobic electron transport chain
Cellular component (GO): chloroplast
Molecular function (GO): NAD(P)H dehydrogenase (quinone) activity
Source: RefSeq, a predicted model, not a curated record
AUGCUGGCGCCAGCGCUGCCUGCAUCGGGAGACUGCCACUCUUCCACGCCCCAGGCUCAUAAUCCCAGCCCCGCUUCAAUCCCCCAGUUGCUGCUGCCCUGGCCUCGCUUGUUCUCUACACAGCUCCAUCUGAUGGAUGCCGGAUCAGUGGUGUUCUGAGAAUUGGGCACUGCUUGCCGAAACUCUUGCCUGGGUGACCGGAUUUUGUCCAGUCUGGAGAACACAGGAACGAGAUGGCGCUCAAUCUGGUGCUGAGUCCAGUCGUGAGUCCCGUAGCGUACCGAGGAAGAUGUGAAAAACAAGAGCUAUCUGGGUUAUUAUUUUUGCAACCAUGUCGCGCGAGAUUGAGUUCGAGUGUCAGGCAAGUGCAGAUGACUACCUCCGAUUGGAAGAGGAGCAUGAGAAGUCUCUUCUUUUCAACAGUGAAGUUUUAUCAACCAUUUAUUGCACUUCAAGCAAUUUCACUGUCAGCAGCUAUGGCUGCUCGUGCCGAGGCAGGGGGACGAAAUAGUGAUGCGGUGCUUGACGAUGGCGGCGCUGGACUUACUUCAUUUGUCUGGUCUGAUCCGAAGAGGCCGAGGAUAUGUAUACUUGGAGGAGGUUUUGGUGGACUCUACACUGCCCUGCGGCUUGAAUCCUUGAUCUGGCCACCUGAUAAGAAACCACAGAUUGUUUUGGUCGAUCAGUCAGACCGAUUUGUAUUUAAGCCUCUGCUAUAUGAGCUCGUUUCUAAAGAGGCGGAUGAAUGGGAAGUUGCCCCCUCAUUUAAGGAACUGCUCGCGAAUACUAACAUACGAUUCUGUCAAGACACUGUAAGGUCUAUUCAACCAUCUGAUGCAGUGAAUGGUACGCCAGCUUUGGCUACUGCAAGUCGAGACGUUGGUGGGUCGGUAUACCUCAGCAGUGGAAUGCAAGUAGACUACGACUGGCUGGUGUUGUCGCUGGGUUCGGAGCCUCGCAUGAAUGUUGUACCAGGCGCCUCUGAGCUGGCACUUCCAUUUAGCACUCUUGAAGACGCAUUGGAGGUGGACAGAAGGUUGACUACUCUUGAAAAUGAGGCGUCAGUUUAUGCACCUAUUGAGGUGGUCGUUGUGGGAUCGGGUUACUCCGGCGUAGAGCUCUCUGCCACCCUAGCUGAAAGGCUUGGCCAGAAGGGAACAGUUAAAGUGAUUGAUAUGGCAUCGGAUAUUGUGGCUUCAGCACCAGCUGGCACUAGAGAAGCAGCAUCAAGGGUUCUUUCAAGUAGAAACGUGGAGUUAAUGCUAGGAUAUUUCGUAGCAAACAUGAGACGAGCUGACGAAAGCUCAAAUCGUAUUCGUCUUGAGCUUGGGCAACCAUCGCAACGUCCAAGCCGGCGAGCUCCUCCAGGCCAAACUAUUGAAGCAGAUUUAGUACUGUGGACUGCUGGGACGAAAGUUUCAAUACCUCCAUCAGAAACCCAAGCUGGAUACCAAUCGUUUCCUAUAAAUGGUCGUGGACAAGCUGACACCGAUGAGAUGCUACGGGUGAGAGGUUAUCCCCGUAUCUUUGCUCUUGGUGAUUCGGCUGGCGCAACAGAUGGCAAUGGAAAACAACUCCCCAGCACUGCGCAGGUAGCAUUCCAGCAAGCCGACUAUGUUGGCUGGAACUUGUGGGCUGCCAUCAACAAUCGCCCACUUUUACCCUUCAGAUACCAACAUUUAGGCGAGAUGAUGACAUUGGGAACAAAUGAUGGAUCAGUCUCCUUGAGCUUUAUCGAGGGUGUUACCCUUGAUGGAUUCUUGGGACACCAGGCGAGGAAGCUUGCAUAUUUGUAUCGCCUCCCAACUAACGAGCACAGAGCCAGAGUAGGCCUCAGCUGGCUAGCCAAGACAACUGUGAGCACGGUGUCGUAUCUGCAGGAGACUAUCAGCAAUUCCUUGAUAGAAGCUGCUGAUGCAAUCCUAAAAUGAAAAACUCUUGAUAUGUGGACUGGAAGUAUACGAAUACUGGUUCCAGUUUGGAGUAGAAAUGAGAAGCUUGUCUGAUAGCUAUGCAGUCUGAAUUAGACUUUUACAUUUCAAAACUAGACCAUAGCGUGUGUCUUCCUUGUAAAUCGUAACUUCCAAAGUGUGGAAUGUAGCGAUAUGCAUUUUUUUCCUGUGCAGUCCUGUGUAAAGGCCCUCGACUUGCAACACUA